UUCAUUUACAUUUCAAUUUAUAUUAAAUAUUUAACACAUUAACUUAUUAUGGAUUCUAAGGUUAGAGUUGCCACUCUUCUCUUUAUUUUUGGGUUAAUAAUGAUGGUAGGAAUUGGACAAGUAAAAAAGGUUGAUGCACAAAGGCCAAAUAUAUGCCCACAAAUAUGCUAUGAUAAUUUGGAUUAUAUGACAUGUCCAUCAACAGGAUAUAAGAAGCUUGAGCCCUCAUGCAGCUGUUGUAUGGCUCCUGAAGAUGGUUGUAUUCUUUACUUCACCAAUGGCAAUGAUCCUGAAGUCUGUAAUUAACUAUCAUUAAACUUGUUUUAUGUAAUAAAAAUUAGGAAAAAUUGUCAAAAAUAAUUCAACAUUUUACUCAUGUGCUAUGAAUAAUCUCACCUAUUGAAUAUUUGCUUUCAGCGUACUCGGUGUGAGAAUGGAGGGGUUGGGUUGUGGUGGUUUAGAGGGGAUUGUAGUGGUUCAUAUCAAUGGGUAUACUAGGAGAAAAUACAUGGUAAAGGUUGGAUUAUUAAAUAAUAAUUUAAAUGUGAGAUUAUUUGCAGCGGAUGAGUAGAAAGAAGAAUUAUUUUGGACAAUUUUUUUCUAAUAAUUAAAUAUAAAUGGAUCAAAGUAAUUAAGCUUGAUUGCUUUUUUUCCUAUUAUUAUUAUUAUUAUUAUUAUUAUUAUUAUUAUUAUUAUUAUUAUUAUUAUCAAUAAUCAUAACCAAAAUUAAUUAUGUCACUACUCAAACUAGAUGUAAUGGCAUUG
Amaranthus tricolor (Joseph's coat) is the source of this 765-nucleotide messenger RNA. Its product is annotated as proteinase inhibitor PSI-1.2-like. The record is from RefSeq and is a predicted model, not a curated record. NCBI's taxonomy places the organism in Eukaryota, Viridiplantae, Streptophyta, Magnoliopsida, Caryophyllales, Amaranthaceae. Bases 49 to 306 code for a protein of 85 amino acids. The transcript has 2 exons. Gene Ontology annotation, molecular function: serine-type endopeptidase inhibitor activity.